Messenger RNA from Struthio camelus australis, 4420 nucleotides. NCBI's taxonomy places the organism in Eukaryota, Metazoa, Chordata, Aves, Struthioniformes, Struthionidae. The record is from RefSeq and is a predicted model, not a curated record.
AUGACGCGUUCCAGUUUUGUUCCGAAUUUGUUUGUGAAGUUUUGCAAGGUUGUUUGUGCUCCAGUCAUUAACCGAUACAACAGAAGAGUAUCAGUGUGUGCUGAAGCUUUCAAUCCAGAUGAAGAGGAAGAAGAUACAGAACCAAGGGUAGUUCAUCCAAAAACUGAUGAACAGCGAUGCAGACUGCAGGAAGCGUGUAAAGAUAUCCUGCUCUUCAAAAACCUAGAUCAGGAGCAGCUGUCUCAGGUCCUUGAUGCCAUGUUUGAGAGGAAGGUGAAACCUCAGGAACAUGUGAUUGACCAAGGGGAUGAUGGAGACAACUUCUAUGUCAUUGAGCGAGGAUUGUAUGAUAUCUUUGUAGCAAGAGACAACCAGACACGCUGUGUGGGCCGCUAUGAUAAUCACGGCAGUUUUGGGGAACUGGCAUUGAUGUACAACACUCCUAGAGCUGCCACCAUUGUUGCCACAACAGAAGGAGCCCUUUGGGGACUGGAUCGAGUGACAUUCAGAAGAAUUAUCCUGAAAAACAACGCAAAGAAGAGGAAGACAUAUGAGUUAUUUAUUGAGUCUGUGCCCCUUCUUAAAUCCUUGGAGCCUUCAGAACGAAUGAAAAUAGUGGAUGUAAUAGGGGAGAAAGUGUAUCAAGAUGGGGAACGUAUCAUUUCUCAGGGUGAUAAAGCAGAUUGCUUUUACAUUGUAGAAUCUGGUGAAGUAAAAAUCUUGAUUAAAAGCAAGACUAUGACAAGUAAGGAUGCUAACCAAGAAGUGGAGAUUGCCCAGUGUCACAGAGGACAGUAUUUUGGAGAGCUUGCACUUGUUACCAACAAACCCAGAGCAGCCUCUGCCUAUGCUGUUGGGGAGGUCAAAUGUUUAGUCAUGGAUGUGCAAGCAUUUGAGAGGUUGCUCGGACCCUGCAUGGACAUUAUGAAGAGGAAUAUAACGCAUUAUGAGGAGCAGCUGGUGGCACUGUUUGGCUCUAGCAUGGACCUGUUGGAUCCAGGGAAUUAGGCACAGGGUACCUCAACGCCUUCUCAGUUCAAGACACAGAAAAGCCUCCUAUCAGCAACACAACUCACAAGGAAAAUAGACACUACGGAACAGUUACUGCUGCUGUCUUCUUGGGCAUUUUAGAAACCAUAAACAAGUCUCAGCACAGAUGGAUUGCUCACUCCAUGCCUCCACUUUGCUGCUGAUACUUCAUUAUUAGACCUAGAUUAAAGAUGAUUCUAACCCUAUGUUCACUUACAUGGUUCAGAAUGGCAUCUCUCCAACAGUUCAAGUGCCUGAUAUGAAACCCAAAGUGAGCAAGAUGUAAAAGCCUCCUUUUUGGUGUUACCGCUGGGAUAAAUUUUCAGAUCAGAUUCUGUAGUGGUAGGCUGCCUGUUCUGCAGAGGCAACCUAUAGAAUACGAGCCUUUUACAAGCUUAUUAUCUUCUUCUGAUAUUUUCCUUACACAAUGUCAAAUUUGUUUUUAAUUGUAGCAUCUAGGUUUGAAGUUAAAAAUAUCAAUGGAGCCAAUUGGUAAGGUGGCACGGAAGUUUUCUUCAGCCUGCUGAAAGAGGCAGGUACUAUAGUUGUUUAAACCAAGUAAACCAAGCUGGGGACACAGGAGAGAGCUGCUUAGCAAUGAAAUGCAGAAAAUGAAGCAUUACUAAAUUUUAAGUGUUUUCUGGGCAGCAAAGAAAAUGGUUUUACUCUCGGCUGCCCCAAAAAAAGUGCAGUGGUUUGGAUUGUAGUCUAACAGAUCAAAUGGCUUGAAGGUUUCGUAGUUGUCAUCUCCCGAAAUUUGCUCUUUGUUUCUUACACCGAGUAGAUUUUAUUGUGGAGAGAUCGCUAUAUAUGACCUUCUCUUGCUUAAAGAGAUCCUGUAUACUGCUUGAUUUCCCAGGGCACUGUUGUUGUCUGGGUCAGUUUUAAAGCUUUUUAAGGAGGUGAACAUUUUGUAAUUUAAAGGAAGACUCUUUCUGUACUUAUUUACAGGAGCUCCCUCCCACCCCAGUCCUAAUAUUUCACAGUAUUCUAACUUCGUUAGACACUUGGAUGCUUCCAAAUGCCAAGUCUAUUUGCUAAAUCUUUCAAAAGUUGGCAGCAUUUGACUUAGUAGAGCAAAUGUCUUUGCUAACUAUGCAGUUGGUGUGUUUGAGGAAUCUUUCUGGUUUAGGUGAUAACUCAGCUAAUGAUGUUUAUCUAAAAUACCUGUUAAAUUUGCAGCAUUUACUAGGUAGAUUCUAUUUCUGUAGCUUUAAUGACCUUAAUUGGCAUACUGCUAAGAUUUUACCAGAGUAUUAUCUAAAUAAGAACCAGACCAUAAGAAGGAUAUUUUUAUGGUGUAAAACAGAAUAUUUAUAUUCAGACAUUGAAUUUGUAGGUGAUAAAUCUAGUGACCCUUUGAAUUUGCAUUCUUCAGCUCAUGCAAAACUUGUGUUUUAUGGAGUUAUGAAAUUUUAAUUGUGGAUGCUAGUAGAACAGAACCUGCUCUUUUAUUCUUCAUGGCCACGUGAGCAAGAAUAGAAGGAUGCUAAUGUUGAUUUGCUGCUUCUAGUUAUCACAAUGGACAUUUCUCUAAGGCACAAGAUACUUGUCCAGAAACUGACUCAGAGUCAUGGCUAAUAAUUUCUUCCCUAAAUGGAUGAGCUCCUCCCAGUCUCUGCAAUAUGAAUAAGAUGGAAACUUGAUAAGUUUGAAUGGCUAUUGUCCAGUACUGUAAUUGGAAUCCAAUUUUUAUAUAAUAUAAAUGAUUUGUAAUGGACACCACUGAAAGAGGUGUUUCCAUUUUAAAAGUUCUGAUUGUGAUGUCUAGUGGCUAUUCUAACUGCAUGUAUGCUAGAACAGUGAGUUUCCCUUACUUUACUGGACUGGUUUUUCAUGAUAAAUUAUAGCUAAAGAAGCAGCAGGUACUUCUUUCAUGCUUCCGAGGUUUAACACCAAAGACAAAAUCACUCUUUUAAUUGCAGAUUUUUUACAAAAAAAAAAAAAGGAAAAAAAAAAUCAUCAGGUCCUUGCAUUGAUAACAGAUACUUUAAAGUUUAAAGUACUUUGGGUUCAUAGACAGAAGUUUCUCUGAAGCCAGCUCAUGACUGUCCAGCAACCCAAACAUAAACUGGUCUUCAAACCAGGAGGAGUUUCUGUGCUGCCUAAACUGUCGUGUGAACUAAAGAGAAACUUGCUGUGAAAAAUCAUCAGCUGGCCUCUGUCCAUCCCAGGCAGAGUAUCCUCUUUAUCCAGAGGAGCCUGGCAGGUUGGGCUCCCUUCACAGAUGGAUUCUGGUUCUUACAGCCUUCAGUCCUUUGCAUGGCAGGACUGUAUACCUCAGUGUAUGCAAAUGUUGGCAAUUGUUCUGAAGCUUAGCCAAAAAAACAAGCAAGGCUGAUGAAUUCCCUGAUAGACUCUUAAGGUAAUUCUGCCUGGAGGGAGGAUUUGAUGGCUCUGGAAAUCAAAGGAAAGGAUGAGACCAUAAAAUCAAAACAGUGGGAUCCCUUGUGAGCAAGAACAAGCUUUUGAAAUGUUACCUUUCUCUAGACUCUCUGCAGCAAAGUCAUACUGGGCAAUGCCAUCCUGCAGCCAGGAUCUGUGUGACAUUGUUCUGUGGUGUAAAGAGGCAACCUUUAUGAGCUGAAAGAGAAUGGGCCUGUAAGAAGGCUCAUUUCAUUUAAAAUGGUAUAAUUUGCAAUGUUCCUGACUAGUUUGUUCUGGUUUAACCAGCCUGUUCUGUACAACUUUGGAAUAUAAAGAUAGGUGAGAGAAGCUUGUAAUAACAUGCUCAACGUUGUCUAACCAGAUACCUGGUAGAGCACCAGCGAUGAACAAAGUCAGAAAGCACGUGAGUGGGGAUAUUGAAGCCAGGGAGUGAAGUGAGACACCAAUUUGUAAAGAUCUGACUGUGUCGUUUUAUCCCAUCUUUUUCCUUUUCACUGUGACUGCUCAUCGCGAUUGUCGUGGAGAAUGAGCACGAUCUUUGUUAUUGCUUAGUGUUCAGUACAUCUGCUGUGGAUUCUCUGAAAUUGGUAGUGGAGAAACAUCUAGUUUUUAAUAAAAGAACUCAGCAGCAAAGUGGGUAAAGAGGGUAGUGUCAUUGAGACUUAGAGGAAGAACAGUCUCCUAUAUCUGAUUCCCUGCUUGUGAUUGUUGUGAAGUCAGUGAGAGGAGCUUUCAGUGGUCAAGUGUUUUGGCACAUGGUAUUCUGUUUAAUGUCACAGCGCAGGUUUCACAAUGUAAAAAAAAAAAAAAAAAAGGGCAAAAAAACCUCUCUCUUUAAAAACAAAACAAAAUACAAUUUUGCACAGAGGGCAAAAAGAGAAACCCCUUUGAAUGUCACUUCCUUUCUUUCUUUUCAGUUGGCUGAAAAUGGACUCUUAUUCUUGACGUGUAUUUGUAAACUAGUCUUGCCAAAAUACAGACGUUUUGGGUUUUUUUCACUCCA